UUCCUUCUCAGCUCUGUUGGAGCCUGUGGUUUUGUAACAUGCUGUGCGUUUCUCUGGUGGAGGAGAGUUUUGUCAUGCUGGGGCAUUCCAGAGAGGGAAACCCUCAAAAGAAGAAUUGUACUUAAAGAGGCUCUCUGAAAGUUGACUUCAUAAUAAAAAUAACAAAAAGGGCCCAGCAGGGUUGCUUAGAAAACAAACAAGCUUUUUUAUAAGGUCUGGUCUCUCUUGCCUAUCAGCCUGAGCUCCUUAAGAUGGCAUCAAGAUUGGAUCAAAAAAGUACUUUUAAAGAUGGAAAAACUCAGUGUGAGAAGAUGUGUGUGGUACUGAACAGCCCUGUGGGAAGAAUUGAAAUCUCUGGAUGCAGUACAGGAGUGCACAGAAUCCAGUUGCAUGGCAGUGCUCUGCCACCGAGUAGCACUAUGGAAGCCUUGGUUUCUUGUGAAGUAUGUGAGGCUCCAGAGGAAAUGACAGAGCCACUGAAACAGUGUGCAGCCUGGCUUCAGGCCUAUUUCUGCGAACCCUGGAUGACAGAGAAACUGCCAAUGCCUCCUUUCCACCAUCCACUUUUGGAACAAGCUUCAUUCACCAGAGAAGUGUUGUGGAUCCUGUUGAGAGAUGUGAAAUUUGGAGAAGCAGUUUCUUACAAGCAAUUAGCAGACCUGGCAGGCAACAGCAAAGCAGCCAGAGCAGUGGGAGGAGCCAUGAGAAGCAAUCCUAUCCCGAUUAUAAUACCGUGCCACAGAGUGAUUUGCAGCAGUGGACAGGCUGGCAACUACACAGGAGGAAGUCAUCUGAAAGAGUGGCUUUUGUCACAUGAGAAGCUUCAGAAGGAAAAGUUAGCAUAUUGAUGCAGUUCAGGCACAGCUGUUAUACAGCCAAAACACAUAACCAAAGAUACUUGGCUUAUAACAAGCUUUCAGAACACACAGUAGAAUUCAGGAAAAUGGUAAAUAUUUGAGUGACAUAUAAAUAUAAUACAACAUCCGAAGCGAAAUGUGUGGUGGCACUACUAUAUUAAAAAAGCUGAAUGUGUCCUAGGGGAUACAGCUUGUAUGCCCUUUCUUGUUUUUACAUUUUACAGCAGAAUGAGUACAGCGGAUUGUGCCUGUUGUGCAUGUAUUUUGUUCCCAUCUCCAGCGCUGUUUUGUUCUAUUUUUAAUGUCCAUUAAAGCAAGGAUAAGGGAGUGGGAGGGGCAUGGCAAAUGUUAGAUGCAACUGCCCCUCUAAGGAAGCAUCUGGCUCGCAGAGGGGACAGCCGGGAAUCCGAAGCCUUUGCGUGUAUUCGGAGAGCAAAAUUAAAUGCAUAAGCUUCAACACACACCUCCCCCUGUUCCUGCCUGGAUUUGUAUUUGUCCAGAUUGAAAAGCUUGUACCUCUGCCAGGCUUGGUGCCCAAGAUUCUCCUGUUUUCUUUGAUGUUUGAACUGUUGAAAUGAUGUUUUACGUAAACAGUUGUUAAUGAAACACACUGAAAAUCCAUUCAAAGGAAACAGCUAUUGAAUUGCCUAUUCACAGCUUUUCUUUUCAGAUCACUGUAGAUGGCUUAACAGAUAUGAAUAAAAAUAUUUUGUCUCUAUUAACAUUGCUUGCUGUCAGCGGAAAAAAUAGAUGCUGAUAAAGAAGUUUAAUGGCAAAAUAAAUAUUUUUAUAAAACUGUGUCACAAUACCUUUUGCCAGAAUUUAGAAAUAUAAUUCUUUCCAAUUCCAAUCUUUCCAGUUCCUCUCUGAUCAGCAGUGCUUAUGUCUUUGAUUUAGCAUUUGCUUUUCUUAGUUUUCAUAUUUACACAUAUAUUAUACAAUAUUCUAGAUCAUAAGAGACAAAAUUAUAUGUUAUAUGAAACAUAGUGCUAUCCAAAGAAAAUAUAGUCAAAGGAUAUUGAAGCAAAAAAAUCUCUCUUUUUUUAAAAAGAAACUCUGUGAAAGUAAAAUAUUACAAACCAACAGAAACUGAAAUUUUCAGUGUGGGAGUAAUAAAUCCUAAUAUGGAAAUCCUGAUUGUAAUGUUUUUGUCACGUUCUUGUAGAUGUCACUUUAGAAAACUCAUUGCUAACAAAACAUACUGUUUGUUACAAUGUAUUACUACACUACUGUGAUAUUAGAAUUAUGUUAUUAAAAGUUGUUAUACAAGUA
Messenger RNA from Eublepharis macularius, 2129 nucleotides. It is a transcript of the gene MGMT, whose product is annotated as O-6-methylguanine-DNA methyltransferase. NCBI's taxonomy places the organism in Eukaryota, Metazoa, Chordata, Lepidosauria, Squamata, Eublepharidae. Bases 252 to 848 code for a protein of 198 amino acids. Gene Ontology annotation, biological process: DNA repair. Gene Ontology annotation, molecular function: methylated-DNA-[protein]-cysteine S-methyltransferase activity. The transcript has 6 exons. Gene Ontology annotation, cellular component: nucleus. The record is from RefSeq and is a predicted model, not a curated record.